AUGGCGUCGGGCGCCGCGCUGCGGAAGGUGCUGCUCAGCGACAGCCUGGACCCGUCGUGCCCGCGGCUGCUGCGCGAGGCCGGCGUCGGCGUGGCGGAGAAGGCCGGGCUCAGCCCCGAGGAGCUGCUGGCCGAGAUCCGGGUGAGCCCCGCCAGAGGCGAGCGCGGCGCCCUUGCCGCUGCCCCCCCCCCCGGGCAGGGGCGCCUUGGCCCCGCUCCUGCAGGGCGCGCGGCGGAGGGAGGUCCGAGGGCAGCCCCGGGAAGCAGAGCCCCCAGGCGGCAGCCCGGAGCAUCUCCGGAGCUGGAAGGGGCAAGGCAGGGCGCCUGCUCGGAGGAGAGAAGGGCGACAAGGGGCUUGGAAAGAAGUUUAUCACGUUAGCAUCUCAGGGUUGCCCCUCCUUUUGCAGGACACGUCCUCCUUUUCAUGGGUAUGUAAAAUGAGAAUCCUCCUAGUGAUCCAUAGUUAAAAGCAGAAGUCGGCAAAUGUGUCCUCUUUUUUGCUCUUCAAAAUAUGGCAAACCUGUAUUGGAAGAAAGCAAGGUUCUGCAGUGACCCACAUGCCGUCAAGGCACUUUGAUAACUCUGAAAAUGGUUGGGUUUUUUUAGUUCCUCUUCCAAGCCUGAGACAGGCAGCAUCAGACCCUAAGAAUGCCUUGCUCCUUCAUUAGCUGGGCAAGGCAGAACAAGCGCUGGCAACCCCAGGAAAUGGAAGAGUUGGCAUUGAUCCAUCUCUUCUUCAACAUUCCUGGUGUCGCCCGCUUUCCUCCUGGCUGAGCUACUCACACACUUGCUACAACUCUCCAGUCCGGUAUAGCUUAGAGCACCAGCUCACUCAGACACGGGAGAAGAGACCUUUAGAAUGGGGAAAGCGAUGGAAAGACGAGAAAACUUCAAUAGGGAACGGGACAAAUACAGACUACACUUAAAAGAGCUCUUUGGCAAGCUUUUAGUAACUCUUGCAACAUUACAAAGACUUUGGAUAUUUUGGAGGACCAUAAUGUGGAAAAAGUAUAAUGUGCAGUUGAUUUAGAUAUACAGUGGUACCUCGGGUUACAUACGCUUCAGGUUACAGACUCCGGUAACCCAGAAAUAGUACCUUGGGUUAAGAACUUUGCUUCAGGAUGAGAACAGAAAUCAUGCUCUGGCAGCGUGGCAGCAGCAGGAGGCCCCAUUAGCUAAAGUGGUGCUUCAGGUUGAGAACAGUUUCAGGUUAAGAACGGACCUCCAGAACGAAUUAAGUUCUUAACGCGAGGUACCACUGUACAGUCAUACCUCAUGUUGUGUCCUGGUUACGUGUUUUCGUGUUGCGUCCCACGACAACCCGGAAGUACAGAAAUGGGUUACUUCCAGGUUUUGCUGCUUGCGCAUGCACAGAAGUGCUAAAUGGUGCCGUGCGUGUGCGCAGAUGGUGGCGCUUCGGCUUGCGUCAGUUCCAUGUUAUGGGCAGGCCUCCAGAACGGAUCCCAUCCAUAACACGAGGUUCAGCUGUAUAAAGGAUCCACGGAGGGGAGGAGGGGAGUCCUAAGAUUUGGAAGAAUCUUGUUUUAUUUUAAAAUUUAAAUGUGGUAAAUGUGAGUUUAUUUUGUAAAAUCAAUAAAAAUGAUUUCAAAAAAAGAAAAGAAAAAGCAGAGACAUUUUGAUAUCGAACAGUUAAAACUUGGUGUGUGAAGUUUUUGACAUCAUGGAUAAAAUACAAAACAACUCUAAAGUAAAAAUUGUAAUUGUUCGGGUAGUUUAUCCAAGCACAUGCACACAACUCUUCAGACAUGCUGAAAUUAGGAUGCUUGCAUUUUUCAUUGCCUUCAUUUUCUUUUCCUAUUUUGAAACCAGAUCUCAACCAAUUUAGAGCAAGUGAAAGUAUGCAGGGGGGACUCAUUCAGGAAGCCCCCUUCCUUGGGGAGCUCACCUUCAUUUCCGUGGGACUGGAGGAGAACAUCACAUAGGGUUGCACCCCUUGUUCCUUAUAUUUCACUGUUGCCCUACCACAGAUGGGCAAAAGUGUUUUCAGGUUGAUCGCUUCUCUGCCUUUUCCUCUUUCAUGGUCCUUAGCUUUAUUUAUAGACAAUCUCCCAUUCCCAUUUCUCACAGGGAGGGGCUUUGUGGGAGAACCACUGGAAAAUAUUCCACCAUGGAAAACUGCUGUUUUGUUAAAAUGUGGUUGGCUGGCGCUAAAGAAAUGCUGCCUCUCCCAGUUUUUUGUGCUUGUUUAGAACAGCCGAAGGUGCAGAAUAUCUGCUUGGUUUAGCCUCAGUUCUUGUGGAACGGGAAUGAAACUUGCCUCCACCUGUCUGAUUUUACAGCACACCUCAGAAUUUGAAAGACUAAUAGCAGAGAAUUUGAUUAACCUUCCUCUUGAUGUGUCAGCGUUCAGCACUCUCUGCCUUGAACCACAUUGGCUGAAAACACGUUCCUCAUCCCUAUUCCAGCUUUUUCUGGUGAGGAGGGUGACAAUGUUCUUCUUUGCAACAUAAAUUGCAAAAGCCAAACAACAGUGCAUUUGUACAUGUGUGUGUCUGCACACUGUCUAUACUCCAUGCCACUGAAAGCCAUCCCAGCUGAAUGGCGAGAUUCUGCCCUUGUGGAAUGGGCAGCCUUAUGUGGCACUAUUGUGUCCAUCCUUUGUGGCUGAAAGUAGCUCCCAGAUGGUCUUGUGAGUGAACUUGACGAUCUGUCAAGGGGCCCAAGGGAGGAGGCUUUUUCCUUGGGUUCAGAGGGUUAAAGCCUCUCAAAAUCAAAGCCAGCACCCUGAAUUGUUUGAGCCAGGCUGAGGACACAGACCCUGGUUCAAUGGACUCUUGGCUGAGCCCUGUGGAUAGGCAGCCAGUUGCUGAAGUAUCUGGGCAGCCAUCAGAGGCCAGUCAUCCCAUGCAGCCUGCGUGACAGUCAUUGCAGUGCACCUGGAGUUUGCAUUUUGGGUUUCUCUGGCCAUAUUUUGGCUGCACUUUUGACUUUCUGCCUUAGCUCGGCUGCAUUUGGGGACAGGUGCUGGGUUACCCGCUUGGCAUGGAGCCCUCAAAGCCAGGCCUCACCUGUUCAUGGUAGAACAGCUUCUUCCCCCAGGUCGACUGCAGGAGAGAGAUCCCAGAACUGGAAGCUGAUGGCCUGCUACUGUUACCUAAAGGUGGGACUUCUUUGGGAGAUUUUGUGCCCAUGGUGCCAUAGUGCCCAACUUGACUUUUGCUGACUCUUUGCUCAUAGCGCAACCCUGGUAACACUUCUGUGCGUCUCUUCCCAUUCUCUCUCUCACAAGGGGCUAUGUGGCUGGAGACUGAGCUGAGGAACUGCUGGCAUAUUAUAUCCACAGAUAUACCUAUCAAGAGCCAUUAUUUACCUCAGUUCUGCACCUAGCGUGGUCUAAUCCUGCCUCCCUUGGCCUUCAGACAUUUCAGAGUCAAACCCCUAGAUAAUAGUCCCACCCUAGUAGCUACGUUUGCAUAAAUUAAAGCAUGGCAUUCAAAUUUCUGAAUUUGCAUACCGUAAUACGUCAUUCAUGCACCUUAGAGAAUUUGGCUAUUGGUGCAAAAUAUUUGUUGCCUUGGCCAAUGGUUUCAAUUUUUUAAGCCCUGUUCCUCCGCCAGCCUCUCUGCUGGCUUCCGGUUCUCUAGGCAGCCCUUUGCUCACUCCUGCUGUGAUUUCUUUAGGACUGCGAUGGGCUCAUUGUGCGAUCUGCCACCAAAGUGACUGCAGAGGUCAUCAAUGCUGCUGAGAAGCUGCAGGUCAUUGGUAGAGCCGGGACUGGCGUGGACAAUGUGGAUGUCGAUGCCGCUACGAGGAAAGGAAUCCUGGUCAUGAAGUAAGCCGCUUCUCACAUGGGCUCAGGGGGUGUCACAAGAUCAGAGGAAGCCUGGCAGGAAGGGUGUCCAAAGAAGGCGGAGGCCAACAAUCUAUUAGUUCAAGACUCCCCAAGGUAUCCCCCCCACAUAGUCACACACGCACAAUGUAGUUCAUAGAAUCGUAAAUUUGUAGGGUUCGAAGGGUCAUCUAGUCCAACUCUCUGCAAUGCGGGAAUCUCACGAAGCAGCCUGUGACGCUCCAAGGAAGGGGAGUCCACCGCCUCCUGAGGGAGUCUGUUCCACUGUUGAACUAAUAAUAAUAAUAAUAAUAAUUAAUAAUAAUACUUAUACCUCACCCCUAUGACUGGGUUGCCCCAGCUAGUCUAGAUAGCUUCCAUCAUCAUAUAAAAAACACAGUGAAACGUCAAACAUUAAAAACUUCCCAAUACAGGGCUGCCUUCAGAUGUCUUCGGAAAGUCAUAUAAUUGUUCAUCUCUGACAUCUGAUAGAAGGGUGCUCCACAGAUCAGGCACCACUGCCAAGGAGUACCAGAAAACAAGCUUUUUUAAUCUUCCAUGUGACAGCCCUUUAGAUAUUUGGAGACUGCUAUCCUGUGUCCUCUUAGUCUCCUCCAGGCUAAACAGACCCACCUCCCUCAAGCGUUCCUCAUAUGGCUUGGUUUCCAGUCCCUUGAUCAUCUUGGUUGCCCUCUUCUGCAAACAUUCCAGCUUGUUUUGGAGCUGGGCUCUCUGCCAAAACAUUCAGUCCCAGGGACAGGGAUUUUCCCCUGUGGUUGAGCUGUGCUCCCUAGUGCCAUGUAACUUUGAGUGAUCCUUGGCAUAGCAAGGGGGGAGGGCGAGCUGUACUUGUCUCCCUUAACCACAGUUAACACUAAUCAUAUUUCUCAGUUCAGCUAUAUUGGGUAAUUGCAAUUUACUGAAAAUUAAAGCAACAGCUUCUUCCUCCUAACUGCACCACAGGAGGAGAGGGAGCAAAGUAUUAUUCUGCCUGUGAGGAAUAUUUCAGGUGAUAACACAUCAUGCUCAUUAGGGGGAUUUAGAUGCAUUGCUAGCUUUGCCCAAAUUUGUACAAGCAGAACUUGGGAGGAAAGUUGUCUCAUGUGUCCACAGGGAGUGGGGUGUGUGUGCUCAGACAUGGAGCUUUUGAGCACUGACCUGUGCCUUGGUGGGCAGGUGUGGGUGAGCCCUAAAGGUCUACACAAGAGGGAUGCCAGGGAGUAUUUGCUGUCUCUGAAGAACAACAGGCACAGAGUUCACAGCUCUCAUUGUGGAAGAGUUGGGGGGCCUUGGAGCUUUUUGCCAGGGGCUCCACCCAACUUCCUCUGCUUUUGUUUUGCUCCUCAGCACACCGACUGGCAACAGCCUCAGUGCGGCCGAGCUGACGUGUGGCAUGGUCAUGAGCCUGGCAAGGUAGGUGAUGGGGCUCUGGGAAGAGAACAAGGCCUUCCAGAAGCACCGGCUGCACCGCACUGCAUCUCUUUGGGCUUGAGAAGAACCUGUAGCUCUCCCCAACGACAUGUUUCACAUGGAGCUGCACACUAUCUGGGCAGACAUACUCCAUAGAACUAGGGCAGCCCCCUUCUUGUCACAGAAAAGCAGCUUUGGAGGGGUGCCUCACCCUUCCCUCCUGUUAUUUUUCUGCUGAAACCCAUCUCUUCAAGCUACACGUUCCCAUGCAGAAAAGGGCCCUCGCAUACACAUCUGAAACCCUGUUUGGGAAAGGGGAUGUUUUUGGGAGGUGGAUUCUAGAAGAAUAGGGAAAGGGUGAAGCCAUUACCUGCCACUGUUCUACUCCAAAUGUCCUCCUCCUGCAGUUCCUUUGCCUCAUGGGAAGUAGCUGUUACAUUUUGUAACACAAACAAAACACAAACACACUUGUGAAAAUUUCCACAGCUGUGUCUCUUUUGGACACAGGCCAUUCCUACCUUUGGGAAAAUGAGCUUCCCCCACAACCAAAACAAUCUUAAAUCUUCCGCACCAACAUGUCCAAGAGAAGAAGACAUGCAGAUGGCUCCUCUGCUGUGGCUUGCGCCCUUGUUGGAACCUGCUAAACUGGAGUCUUUCAUUUCAGGCAAAUCCCACAAGCUGCAGCUUCAAUGAAGGAAGGGAAAUGGGAUCGAAAGAAGGUAGGAGGCUGGGUUGGGGUCUCCAUCUCCCGCUGCGCAGGCAAGGCCUGCCAUCUUCUCACACGGAGGUGUGCUUUUUGCCUUAGUUCAUGGGGAUGGAGCUUCAGGGGAAGACACUGGGCAUUCUUGGCCUAGGCAGGAUCGGACGAGAAGUGGCUGUCCGGAUGCAGUCCUUUGGCAUGAAGGUAAGAAUGCCCUUACAGAGGGGGACCACUUGUGGUCUGGAGGAGGCACAUCCUGCAGCCCUGAUCUGUUGCCUUCUCAAGAGGCCCUGUGCCUCUCUUCCAUGCUGGGGGUGUUGAGAUGGGGUGGGGAAUCUCAGCGACCUUAAAGAGCUCUCGGUCUCUCUCCGCCUUGGCCUUCAGACCAUAGGCUAUGACCCCAUCAUCACUCCCGAGGAAUCUGCUGUUUUUGGAGUUGAGCAGCUGCCUUUGGAACAAGUCUGGCCGCUGUGUGAUUUCAUCACCGUCCACACCCCUCUGCUGCCUUCCACCACAGGUAAGGGGUGCUCCUGGGGACUGCCAGAGGUGAUCCUGCAGGGUCCUGGGCUGCUUGUGUGCCUGCAGAGUGCUCCACUGGGAAGCUGCCUGGUUCCACCACGAAUGGGGCAGCAGGGCUGUGUGUGGGGACUGAGGAGCCCCCACAACUUGCUUGGGCGUGGGAAGUUGGCUGAAGCAGCAGAGGCAGCCCAGCCUUUGCACGGGGGGAGUGCAGAAGGUGGAUCAUGGAUGUGAGGGAGGAAGGGUGAUGCCAGAAAGAAAAGUCCGUGGAUCGCCUCAAGCGGGAGACAUACAGCUGGUACAGAAAGGCAGCAGGGGAAAGCUGUAUUGUUGCUGCCAUACUAAUAACGAUGUUUGCCUGAUGGCUUGUUUUUCAUAAUUCUGUUUCUGUUACUCAUGCAGAGGAGCAAAGAGUUAAUAUGCAGGAAAGCGUCAGAAACUUCUCCUGGCACUCUAUGCAUUUUUCAAAUUUUUCAACUUUAGGAUUAGAAAACUGCUUCCUUCUUUAAGAAACUGAAAGCUUGAUUUCCAGGGUGGCACCCAUCUACAUUUGGGGGUGUGGUAAUCAUAGACGUGCAGCCCCAAAGCCCCCCAGGGGAUGGUGGGCUCGCUUUGCCGCCCCCCUCCUCAGGAAAGCCGGCUGCGGCUGGAGUGGCGUGGGAGCUGUUGCCACCUGUGUUUUGACAGCUGCCUCCUUUCCAGGGCUCCUGAAUGACGCCACCUUUGCUCGGUGCCGGCGUGGGGUCCAGGUGAUCAAUUGCGCCCGAGGAGGCAUUGUGGAUGAGGGUGCCCUUUUGCGGGCCCUGCAGUCUGGCCAGUGUGGGGGAGCAGCCCUAGAUGUCUUCACGGAGGUGAGGUGCUUGGGCAUUGGAUUUCAUUCCCUGGCUUUCCUUGGGGUGCCACCAGGAUCUCUUUCAAUGCCUCAGGCUGCACACGAGCCCUUCUUGCUUUUGUGUGGUUGUUGGAAUGCCAGCAUGUGACUAGAGGGUCUCAUCCAGUGCCUUGCCUUAGAGCAGACAGCCCUUCUGCUCCCCUGGCACAGAUCAGCCGCACCAAAGAGGCUCGUGGAGGAAAUGCUGCUGGGGAGGGAAGCCUUUGGAGUGAGCGCCUGAGCCUUGCCAGGACUUUGCUGAAUGUGGAAGCAUGAAAGGGCUCCAGGACUCCUCCCCUGGUUCCCAGAGAAGAUGGCUAUCUUUGCAGCCUUGGGCUUGAGGGUGUGAGAACAGAAGAGCGUGGCUGCUGGAUCAGGCCUGGGGCUCAUCUUGCCCAGCAUCCUGUUCUCACAGGGGCCAACCAUAUGACUGUGGGAAGCCAGCCAGCAGAACAGGAGCGCAAGAGCCUUCUCCGCUCCCGUGGUUGCCAGCCGUUGGCCUUCAGAAGCAUGGCUGCCCCGUGGCUGGUAGCCCUUGAGAGCUACUCUCCUCCAGGAAUUUGCCUCGUCCUCUUCCAAAGUCCUCCAUGUUGGGGGCCACCACUGUCUCCUGUGGGAGCGAUUGCCGUAGUUUAACUCUGCGCUGUGUGAAGGACUUCCUUUUGUCUGUCCUGAAUCUCCCAACAUUGCCCUUCACUGGCCGUCCGCGAGAGAUCAGCUUGGACAAGGUAGCCGUACAAAAUGCUUUGUGGCUACAAGGCAGGCCUUAGCAACUGACUCGGCUCUUCUUCUUCCCCCUCCAGGAGCCACCCACGGACAAGGCCUUGGUAAACCACCCCAAUGUCAUCUGCUGCCCCCACUUGGGUGCCAGCACCAGAGAAGCUCAGAGUCGCUGUGGCAGGGAGAUUGCAGUGCAAAUAGUGGACUGGGCCCAGGGCAGGGCACUGGUUGGCGCCGUGAGUCCUUCUCUUCAGUUGUUCUUCUUGUUUUUCAAUUUAUAAAAUUAAUCUUAAUAUUGGUUUUUAGUUUAAAUCUGUGGUUUAUUUUGGGUUUUUUUGUUCUUUUUUGUUUUGUUUUGUUUUGUUUUCUAAAAUUUGAGCUUUUUAGCAAUUUAAGAUGCAAAAUAGCUGUUCUGCAAAGCAUGAGCAUGUUGGUUUUCUCAAUGCUUGUUUAAAGACAAGCUUGCUAGAUAAAGCAAAAUAUUCUGCAGUGCAACUCGGCAGACUUGUGUCACGUGGCAGUCUGGCUCAACUUCUUUGCAAAGCAAGUGUCACGCUUUGAUCCAGCAAGCUCAGCAUUUGCACUCUUCAACUGCCAAUAUCACUGUUUAGCAAAUGAUAGCAACAGUAGAACUGAGCCCAGGCAAGGUCUUUGGAUGGAUGCCUGGGUAGGUUUGCAGGAAGGCAGAAGGAGAAGCACUGCCCUUCAUUAAAAGUGUUGUCAUUGGGGCUUGGAUCCCAGGCAGUACAAGCAGGAGAAAUGGAGCAGAGGUUUUUUCUUUCCCUCAGGUCAAUGGCCAAGCUCUCCACAGUGCAUAUGCACCUCAUACCAAACCAUGGAUUGCCCUGGCCAGGGCCCUAGGGACUGUGCUGCAGGCACUGAGCCACCCAGUGAAUGGAGACGUUCAGGUUGUCACUCACGGUGAGAGGAAAGAUCCAGGAGCAGCACUGGGCUGGAGAUCCUGUCGGGUUUUAUUUUUCAAAUGCCUAAGUCUAUUUACCCCUCUGCUUUUGCUCUCUCACCUCUCCUUAGUGCAGGGUUCUGUGUUCUUGUGCUUUAAAACCCCUUCUUCAUUCUGUGUGAAAAACAGUUGAAUUUUGCAACCCAUAUCAAUGAGUUUUUGCCACUCAUGAACCAUUUACAUUUAAGGCAAUUGCUGCAACCAUGAUGAGUGCAAGCUUGUUUUUCUAUAUGUAGGAACAUCCAAGGUUCUCAGGGAGCUGAAUCCUGUAUCGGGUCCUCCUUUACGUGCUGGUGCAGAAGACACAGAGCCCUGCUUAUUUAGCUACCACAAGGCUGGGGAAACCUCGCUGUGGUUGGACUCCCAACUCCACACCAACGCAGCCCGCGGCCAGCACGGGUCCUGGGAGCUGUAGGCCCAGCCUUGGGGGGGGGCUCAGGUCCCCCCCCACAUGCUCUAUCAGUUGUUCUGCAGCCCUCUUGAAAGCUGCUCCUUUGUCUCCUCCUCUGGCCUUUCUGCCGCCUCGCCAUGCUGCUUCGUCCUCCUGCAACUUGCCUAUCGCAGGCCCAGCGCUCUGCCCUGCUGCUUUGGGUGUGUGCUUGCUCUUCUCCCUCCUCCCUGCUCUUCUGCCAAGUCCACAAGGUCUUGGUGGGGAGAGGCCUGCCCCUAACUCCCUGCGUCCCCCUCUGCUCUUGCUGCUAAGGAAACAUGAGCAGUCUGUCAUGGGUGGUACUAAUGAACACACAGAAGAGAUGAGAAUGUGGUCCGUUGCUGCAGUGUUGCAGUUGAGGAGAAGCAAUGGGAUCUUGAUGUGUUGCUGCAGCUGCAGUGAGGCUUGUGGGCUUGUUUACCGGCCCUGAUGCUGUCCCUUUAACAGCAGCCUGAUGGCUGAGCAAGUGAACCUUUCCUGCUGCUAUUUAAGGUGCCAGUAUGGGGCCUGUGUAAAGGGAAAGGGGUGGGGGGCUGUUAGCCCACCCGGCAGCUUUUGUCUCACGAUUCCCACUGGAGGGGAGCUAGUGAGAGGCUUGCACAUGAGGAGGCAGCAGCCCCAGUGUUGCUUUUCACAGAUACCGCCAAGAAGCAAGUCAGGCCCCAGGGUCCUGCUGAUUGGGGUGUCUGGUUCUGGCACAGCCCUUGAUCAGAUGGUCUGGUCUCUUCAUUGACUCGUCUUCUGGUUGCAGGGUGAGGACAGGACAGGAAACACGCAGGACACUUUUAAAAUUAAUUGACCAUGCCUGUCACACUCACUAGGCACAACCUUGCAGAAGGCGGGCAGCUACCUGAGCCCUGCCGUGGCCAUCGGCCUCCUUAAGGAAACUGUGCAGAAGGACGCGAACCUUGUCAAUGGGCUUCUCCUGGCACAGGAAUCUGGGCUGAAGGUACGUCUGGUGCCCUCCGCUGACAGGUCCCUAGGGCGGCUCCUUGGGGAGCCUUGACGUAGCAGUGGGGUCUUUGAGCCUUUCCUUUGGUCUGCUCAGGAGAGGGUGGCGUCUCCCCCCCCCCCCGACAUGGUUUUUAUCUUUGCAGCUGCAAAACAGUCAGAAACUCAACUGGUGCAGCUUCCUCAGCACAGAUAUGUGGCUCAGUUUCACAUACUGAAUUUCUGCCCAUUGAGCAGAUUUUACACUUGCUGUUCCCUGCCUCUCUCUCUUGCUCCAUGAUGGGCAAGAGCUGAGCUCGCCUGAAGUUCCCCAAAGAGGGAAUCUGGAAGCAGAUCUCCUCUGCAAUGAACAGGCUCUGCAUCUCUUUUGCCAUUUCCCCCCUGCAGAUCACCACAAGCCACAGUGGCAGAGCCCUGGGUAGUGACGAGGCCCUGCUGCAACUCUCUGCACAAGAGUCACCCUAUGUGUUAGUUGGGUCUGUGGAAGGCAGCACUCCUGUCCUGCAUGAACUCAGCGGAGCCGUCUUCAAACAGCAUGUUCCCCUCUCCGGCACUCUGCUGUUCUACAGAGCCAAGACCUCUGAUGCCAGCCUGUUGCCAACCGUCCUUGGUAAGGAGAGGCCUCCUCUUCCCUUUCAGAGCUCCCUAAUCUAACAAUUGGCACGGGGAAACCCUUGUCUCUUGACAGUGCAUCCUUCACUCUCCGGGGCCGUGUAACAGAAGAGGGCUUUGCUGGGACGGAGCUUGUCAGGCCUGGAAUUGCUCAGGGGCUGUUGCUCCAACCCUGUGCGCCCCAAGACGAGAAGGGCAUGUGCCAAUGCUUGAGGGUCCUAACACCCCACAGAUGAGGAAGGAUUGGGGUGGAAAGGAGGAGGAAGGGAUCCUGGGUGGGAUGAACAGGAAAUGGGAAACCUCUGGGGUUGGGUGAAGACACCAACAAGGAAAACCUCAAGGGUGGGGAACAGAUGCAGGGAAGGGCAGGUGCAGAGAGCAGCUGUAGACAGGUAAGGGAAGAAAUGGUCUCUCUUUCCCAGGGAGAGGUUUGUGCCGCCCUCAGGCUUCCUCAGGAAGAUGGCCACACCUGGGCACUCCUUAAGGGGCGCAAAACUUCUCUUACCCAGCAUACGGCCAUGACUGUGUCCCAUUAUCUGCAGCCCCAAUGUUUUGUUAGAUCUUAUUCCUCCCCCAAUAGAAGCCAUUUUAGCCAAAUAGAGCAGUCUGAUCUCACUAUAUUUGUCUCCUAGGAUGCAUGGACUCAGUGUUGUUUUGUUUGCAGGACUGCUGGGGAAGGCAGAGCUGUUGUCCUACCACCGUUCCGGCACCGUGGCUGGGCAGGCGUGGAACGUCCUGAGUGUGUCCUCUGCCCUACAAAACCUCCAGGAGCUGAAGCGACACGUGACAGAAGCUGUUCAGGUUGCCCUUUAA
This is a messenger RNA of Podarcis lilfordi (Lilford's wall lizard), 11776 nucleotides long. The record is from the annotation of a GenBank genome assembly. Lineage: Eukaryota; Metazoa; Chordata; Lepidosauria; Squamata; Lacertidae.